AUGGCUCCUAUACACUCCAUGCUCGAGACCCGGCAGUCAAGCGACGAUAACUGCCCAAGCACAAUCACCGGCGGUGGGAUUGCGGGUAUCGUUAUCGGCUCGAUCGCAGGGACCCUCCUGAUCCUGUGGCUGUGGCGAAUACUCCGACUUCCCGGCGUGUGGAAGAAUGAUGCGUCCGAGGUCGUCUACCAGGCCCCGGUUAUUCGCAGCAGCACCAAGACCCGUGGACGGCGACAUCGCCGUCGCCCGUCUGCGACUUAUGUCGAUUAUGCCGAGAAGCCGGCUAGUGUACGCAGUUCACGCCGAUAUAGCGAUCGCGAUGAUUUGCGCCGGCCGGCUAGGGUUUAUAGGACGGAGGGGUGA
Penicillium roqueforti is the source of this 363-nucleotide messenger RNA. RefSeq lists its product as uncharacterized. The coding region runs from base 1 to 363 and encodes 120 amino acids. The transcript is spliced from 2 exons. NCBI's taxonomy places the organism in Eukaryota, Fungi, Ascomycota, Eurotiomycetes, Eurotiales, Aspergillaceae. The record is from RefSeq and is a predicted model, not a curated record.